This is a messenger RNA of Poeciliopsis prolifica (blackstripe livebearer), 3870 nucleotides long. RefSeq names its product PPFIA binding protein 2b (gene ppfibp2b). Gene Ontology annotation, biological process: neuromuscular junction development. Bases 431 to 3442 code for a protein of 1003 amino acids. The transcript has 30 exons. The record is from RefSeq and is a predicted model, not a curated record. Gene Ontology annotation, molecular function: protein binding. NCBI's taxonomy places the organism in Eukaryota, Metazoa, Chordata, Actinopteri, Cyprinodontiformes, Poeciliidae. Gene Ontology annotation, cellular component: presynaptic active zone.
AUUUGGCUGUCAGUCGGACCUCGGUAGAAAGAGAGGAAAAAAAAAUAGGGUAAGCAACUCCAAAAUGAAGAAAGAAAGGGGGACAGAGGAGGCAGUGUUUGACCACAGGAAAAGAAUGAUUAUUCUUUCAGAAACUUUGGAAUGAAGAGUAGUUUCUAAGGAGAGAGAGAAAAGGAGUAAUAUUGACGAGAGAAAGGAAGGACAGAAUAAAGAGGGAGAGGGGAGUUGUCCCUGUCAGGAGGCAGAGAUCAUAAAAACCCUCCUCCUCCUCCACAGCUGUGAACAUCGCAACAGCACUCGAAUGCUGUACAGCGGUUAGUAACUUCACUUUUACUUUUUUGUUCUUUUGUACUUGGAUGAAUUGCACACACAAACUUAAAACGCGUGCAGAAACAGAAGAAGAAAGUCAGGCCAGUGAUGGGCUGGGAGCAUGGAGACUCCCAUUGAUUUCUACAGACACUUCUCUUGGCUCAAAAAGGUGAGCCUCUGCACUCCAGCCAACAAUGAAACCUAUCAGGAACGACUACUUCGACUAGAAGGAGACAAGGAAUCUCUGGUGCUGCAGGUAAGCGUUUUGACAGACCAAGUUGAGGCUCAAGGAGAGAAAAUCAGAGACUUGGAAACUUCUUUGGAAGAGCAUCGACAGAAAUUGGCUUCCACAGAGGAGAUGCUGCAACAGGAGCUGAGGAGCAGGACUUCUCUGGAGACACAGAAGCUGGAUCUAAUGGAUGAAGUGUCCUACCUGAAGCUGAAGCUGGUCACCAUGGAGGAAACACGAACGAGCACAAACCCUCAGGAUGCUGCAAAUGCAAAGAACAGCAAAGCUGAGUGUGUGGUAAAUCUCAUCAGUGAGCUCCAGGAGCAGAUGUGCAAGUUUCAGGAGGAGAUCAGCACUCGCAUCCAGGAGAAGCGGGCACUUGAGGAGAAGGAAGCCCAACAGGGGGACCCAAGUGGCCACCCAGUUCAGAGCGCCGAUCCUAAUGCUGGGUCAAACCUGAGCUCUGCUUCUCUGAAACACAGUGGAGAAAGACAGACUGUGCAUGAUUUGCUUCAAGAAGUCAAGCAGCUGACAAGCAAAGUGCAGGAGCUGGAGGGAGAAAAGAACCAGUAUGAGAGGAAACUCAGGGCCACCAAGCUCUCCAUCUCUUACUCUCUCCAUGUGUGUUACCAGUCGCUCAUGACCCAGCUGUCCAGCCUCAAGCUGACUGUGGAGCACACACAGCUGGAGAAGCAGCACUGGGAGGAGCGCUGGCGCAGCGCACAGGCAGAAAUCUCAGAGCUGCAGCAGCUUUUGGUCUCUAAAGACACAGAGAUCGAGUGCUUACAGACCCAGCUGCUGGCCAGAGGCGGCACCGCCAACAACAACGCAGAGAGAGAGGAGGUGUAUAUCAAGCAGCUGAUUAGCAAAUACCAAGAAUACCAGAGGCUGAAGGUGGGGAUGGAGUCUUUGUUGGCCUCAAAUGAUGAAAAGGAUCGUCGUAUAGAGGAGCUGACUAUCCUGCUUGGUCAAUACAGAAAAAUGAGGGAAAUUAUGUCACUUACACAUGGAAGUAGUGAAGAGGAGCUGAGUGGCAGCUUGAAUUUAAAAGCCAUAACACACAAAGCCCAUUCUGAUAUCGUCAGAUCAGAGAUGUCAUCAAGAGGGUCUUCUCCACUCAUGCUGUAUUCAUCUCCCUUUCAGAGAGGACUUGAGUCAAGUUUCCAGCACUCCAUAGACACUUCGUUGGUGACAACUGGUGAUGCAAGUUUCUUAAAUGGAUCAUUGCAUCGACGCAGAUUACUCUCCAGCAGUCUUGAAGAGUUGCAAAGUGGAUCUUUUCAAAAGGCUGGAGAGAUCCAGCCAGCUGAAACUGAAUCAGGCGUAGGGGCAGAGAGUCCACAAAUGGAGCCGAGCAAGUACCAAACUCUGCCAGGAAAACUGAGUAAAAAGAAAGAACCCAAGGAUGAGCUGAACAGCAGCAGCAGAGGCGGAGAGACAGAGUAUUUAUCUCCUGCCCACAACCACAGCAAAGACUAUACCCUGGUUCGGUGCAGGAGUGCCAGCGCACCAGCUUUAGGAUCUCCAGGGAAACAUGACCUCUAUGAUGUUGACCACGCAGGGAAACUGGAAGAGUCCCCCCUGUCCUCUGGAGUGGACUCAGGACAACAGUCACCUGUCUCUCCUGAGAAAAGGAAGAGUCACAGAGGCAUUAAGAAAUUCUGGGGAAGAAUUCGUCGCAGUCAGUCGGGCAGCCCAGUUCAGGUUCACGAUCCAGAGAUGGGAGAUUUCAAGAGGGGCGGCUUCCGAGCUACAGCUGGGCCGAGGCUGACCCGUUCAGGGAAACAACGAGAUCUCAAGUUGCCAUUUUCUAAGUGGAGCACAGAGCAGGUUUGCGACUGGCUGGAGGACAUCGGACUUGGUCAGUAUGGCCUUCUCGCUCACAACUGGGUCAGCAGUGGUCAGACUCUGCUGGCGGCAACCCCACACAACCUAGAGAAGGAGCUGGCGAUGAAGAAUCCACUCCACAGGAAGAAGCUCCAGCUGUCCUUAAAGAGCAUCUGUAGCAAGCAGCCAGAAAAAUCUGCAGAGCUCGAUUAUGUUUGGGUCACUCGUUGGCUUGAUGACAUCGGCCUCCCUCAGUACAAAGAUCAGUUUAAUGAUGGGAGAGUGGACGGGCAGAUGCUGCAGUACCUCACUGUGAAUGAUCUGUUGUUUCUCAAAGUUACCAGCCAGCUGCAUCAUCUCAGCAUCAAGUGUGCCAUUCAUGUUCUUCAUGUCAACAAAUUUAACCCAAACUGCCUUAGACGCAGACCUGGAAAUGAGAAUGAGUUCAGCCCCAGCGAAGUGGUCCAGUGGUCCAACCACCGGGUCAUGGAGUGGCUGAGAUCUGUGGACCUGGCAGAGUACGCUCCCAACCUGAGGGGCAGCGGCGUGCACGGAGGGCUGAUAAUGUUGGAGCCUCGGUUUACCUCCGACACAAUGGCCAUGCUGCUGAACAUCUCUCCUCAAAAAACACUGCUGAGGCGCCACUUAAACACCAAUUUCAACAACCUGGUGGGAGUACAGGCUCAGCAGGAGAAGAGGGAGUACACUGAAGCAGCAGGAUAUUCCCCACUCAGCAUCACAGCUAAAGUCAAGCCAAAGAAGUUGGGCUUAUCUCACUUGACAAACCUGAGGAGGAGACGGCAGGACGAGUCCACAGACUACGUCUGUCCCAUAGAGACUUCGUCGCCCGAGUCCGGACAGUCUGUGGCCAACGGGGUGCAGAUGUGUCCAUACGCCGGCUUUAGAGGUCUGAGUCCCAUUCUGGACCGAGAACCCACCCGGGACCAGAUGGUGAAAGCAGAGAACACCAUUUUACAAAUAGAAGCUUUGUCUGAAAGCAUCAACAACCUCACAUACCUGCUGAGCCGGGACGAGCCGCGGAAGGACCUGAGGUGGUCACAAACGGCGCUGGUGUGAGGGACGACUGCGUCGUCGGCUUUCCUAGACCUGUGGCCGGCUCAGCCCGGCGGGCCUAACACUGCGGCGUGGAGCCAGUCCCACUCGCUUCCUGUAACCACUGCUACCUCAUGUAACACCUGCAGCCCUUCUGUGGACACAGACAAACUGCAAACACAAGCUGACAGUGAAGAGCGAUGGCUUCUUGAAAGCAUUUAAAAGACUUUUCACUACGUUCCGAUUUUAACUAUGCAAUGCAGCCGUCGUUAAUGUAUAUAUUCUUAUUGUUAAUGUUAUUUGCACUGACCACUGUGAUGUGUACAUUUUUUGUUGGUUCAUUAGAGGAAAUACAGGACAGUCGGAGAGUAAUCUGAUGAAAUCGAGAUAGAAGACAAAAAGCAGAUUUCAAUUAAGACUCAAUGCCUAAAACUACCCAAAAUAAACAUCAA